This is a messenger RNA of Zerene cesonia (dogface butterfly), 2708 nucleotides long. RefSeq names its product T-complex protein 1 subunit epsilon (gene CCT5). Gene Ontology annotation, biological process: protein folding. Bases 136 to 1764 code for a protein of 542 amino acids. Gene Ontology annotation, molecular function: ATP-dependent protein folding chaperone; ATP hydrolysis activity; ATP binding. The record is from RefSeq and is a predicted model, not a curated record. Gene Ontology annotation, cellular component: chaperonin-containing T-complex. The transcript is spliced from 10 exons. NCBI's taxonomy places the organism in Eukaryota, Metazoa, Arthropoda, Insecta, Lepidoptera, Pieridae.
UCUGUCAUUAGUAAAUUUUUAUAGUUUGUCUGUGGUUCGUUUGUUUUCUCGUUUCUCUGAUGUUUGUGAAAUAAACUGAAUCCUGAAACUAAAUCCAUUUUAAUCUCGAUUUUGUGUUAUUAAAACUCCAUCAAAAUGUCCAUGUUCCCUGGAACUGUGGCGUUUGACGAGUUCGGUCGUCCAUUUAUUAUUUUAAGGGAUCAAGAAAGACAGAAAAGGAUAACCGGUGUUGAUGCUCUAAAGUCACACAUCCAAGCGUCCCGUCAGAUUGCCAGUAUCCUCCGUACCUCUCUUGGUCCGCGAGGGCUGGACAAGAUGAUGGUAUCAUCUGACGGUGAGGUCACAGUCACCAAUGAUGGUGCGACAAUCCUCAAGCUCAUGGAUGUGGACCACCAGAUUGGGAAGCUCAUGGUGCAGCUGGCGCAGAGUCAGGAUGAUGAGAUUGGUGAUGGCACCACUGGUGUGGUGGUACUUGCAGGUGCCCUCUUGGAGCAGGCUUCCAAUCUACUCGACAAGGGCAUCCAUCCCAUACGUAUCGCCGAUGGUUUCGAAAUGGCCGCCGCCGCAGCCCUAGAGCACUUGGACAGCAUCAGCGAAGCAUUCCCAGUGAAUAAGGAUACGAGGGAACACCUGAUCAAGGUUGCCAUGACAACGCUCGGCAGCAAGGUGGUGGUUAAGUGCCACAGGCUGAUGGCGGAGAUUGCUGUUGAUGCAGUGCUCUCAGUUGCGGACUUGGAGAAACGCGACGUUAACUUCGAGCUGAUCAAAGUCGAGGGGAAAGUUGGUGGCAGGAUGGAAGACUCUAUGCUCGUGCGAGGUGUUGUCAUAGACAAGACCAUGAGCCACCCACAGAUGCCUAAAGUUUUGAAGAACGUAAAACUCGCGAUCCUCACGUGCCCGUUCGAGCCGCCGAAGCCCAAGACCAAGCACAAGCUGCAAGUUGGCUCCGUGGAAGAGUACAGGGAGCUGCGCCAGUAUGAACACGAGAAGUUUGUGGAGAUGGUGCGACGUGUUAAGGACACAGGCGCUACUCUAGCCAUUUGCCAGUGGGGCUUCGACGACGAGGCGAACCACCUUCUCCUAGCUGAACAGCUGCCCGCAGUGAGAUGGGUCGGUGGUCCAGAAAUGGAGUUGAUUGCCAUCGCCACCGGGGGUAGGAUUGUUCCAAGAUUUGAGGAGCUGUCCGCUGACAAACUGGGCAAUUGUGGUCUGGUUCGGGAGCUGACAUUCGGUACGUCCAAAGACGAGAUGCUGGUCAUCGAGGAGUGUUCCAACUCUCGAGCUGUGACAGUGCUGGUGCGGGGCGGCAACAGGAUGAUUGUGGAGGAAGCUAAGCGAUCGGUGCACGAUGCGCUGUGCAUUGUGCGCAGUCUGGUGCAGGACUCCCGAGUAGUGUACGGUGGCGGCGCCGCCGAGGUGUCCUGCUCGCUAGCAGUAGCCCGAGCUGCUGACAAGCUGUCAUCCCUCGACCAAUACUCAUACAGGGCUUUCGCUGAUGCCCUGGAGGCUAUUCCUUUGGCUCUUGCUGAGAACAGCGGUCUAUCACCCAUAGACACUCUGUCGGACAUCAAGGCGCGCCAGGCAGCCGAAAACAACAGCAAUCUGGGAGUCGACUGUAUGGGAUUGGAUUCAAAUGACAUGAAAGCGUUGAACGUCAUCGAAUCGUUGCACUCUAAGAAGCAGCAGAUCGCAUUGGCCACACAACUCGUUAAGAUGAUACUGAAGAUUGAUGAUGUCCGCUCGCCCACAGAUAAUAUGGAAUAAAUAACCCAUUUUAUACCUGACGAGUUGUUUUUUGAAUCACCAGACUGUAGGGAUAAUUUUAUUUUAGAUUUUUGCUCGGUUGUAUGAAUUUGUGAUCAAUUUUAACACAGAGAGUGGUAAAUAAAUAAGAUAUUUGAAGGAAAGUUGAAAAAUAUUUGGUUGUUAGCAUUUAUACAUACAAGGCAAAUGUUUGUUGUACAAUUUUCUUAUAGUUUGGUAUUUAGAAGUGAAACUCCAGUGGUUUAAUAAUAUUUGUGGGAGUAUAUAAGGUUCCGAUAGCUGGCGCUAGUAUCACUACGAUAAUGGGGAGAGUGUGUUAUUUUUUAUUGACGAAAUAAAAUAUAACCUCUUUUGAUUCAACUACGGUAUUUUUGAAGAUAGAACGAGCUUUAUGUUAUUGUCUAUGCCUAUGGAUAAGUAAUUCACUAAAUUGGAAUUAUUCUAAAUUAAAUGGGGUAAUUUUUUUUUUUAAGUAUCCAAGGUGUUAUUUUUUUCGAUAAAGUUAGUUACAUCUCGUGAAAUGCUGUAUUGAUAUUUUUAGUUGUACUAAACAUGUUAUGUCACAUACUUAGAUGUACUGCGUAUUAUUUUAUGUUUAAUUUAAUUAUAUAAUAAAAAUAUUUUAAAACAAGUAUUGUUUCGCAAUUUAACCCGACUAAUGACAGAUUUUUCAUUGGUCAUCGAAAUAUCAGUGCUUUUAAAAUCAGUUUUGAGUAAUCAAAGUUUUUGCACAAAACUUAAUAUACCAUGCAGUAGGAAUGUAAAAUUCAUUAAUUGCGAUGCAGCAGUCAUUUUUGGUCAGCACUUGGCACUAUUUGGUUUUUAGUGGCUGCUUGCAUUUUAAUAUUGUUUAAGUUUGUUCAUAUUAUAUGUAAUGGAUGGUGCGAUUCGAACAAAGCCUUGAAAUGAAUGCUUUAUUGUCUUAAUAAAUUAAUUAAUAACUC